Alligator sinensis (Chinese alligator) is the source of this 1088-nucleotide messenger RNA. Its product is annotated as pre-mRNA polyadenylation factor fip1-like. NCBI's taxonomy places the organism in Eukaryota, Metazoa, Chordata, Crocodylia, Alligatoridae. The record is from RefSeq and is a predicted model, not a curated record. The coding region runs from base 90 to 701 and encodes 203 amino acids. The transcript has 2 exons.
AUCCUGUAGCCCAGUUGGGAGUCCCACCUGCUCACGCUGACAGCCUCUCCAGGAUCGACAUAACCUACCUGCUUCCUCAGCCUGACAAAAUGAUGCUCAGAAGGGAUUGGGCACCUCUUGGUGUGAAAAUAGCCAUCCUAUUGGUUCUCUGCCUCCACCUUCCAGGUGUGGCACCCAGGAGCAUCGAGCUUCCUGAAGGGGGUGCCCCAGACACUUCGGCACAGCCCGAGUGGGAGUCCUUAGAAAAUGAGGUGUCAUCAGAAGUCACAGCUGCUGACGAGGAAGAAAUCUUGAAGCCCUUGGUUGAGUACCUUGAGAAGAACCGGGAGAUGAGGCGUAUCUCCCCAGAUGUUCUGUGGUCAUGGAUCCCUGCAUUGCGGGAUCUCAUCCGCACAACCACUACAAGGCCUCCAAGAUCACCCACUAAGCCAACACCAUCCAUGCCUGUCGACACACCCAUCCCGGAGACAAGUACCCCUUCCCAGCCAGCUGAUGUCCAACCCACUGUACCUGAGACCCUGUCCUCAGCCCAGCCACCAUUCUCAGAGAGCUCUGUCUCCAUCCCGCCUGCUGUGUCUGAUACCCAGCCACCACACGUGGGAAUCCCGCUCACAGUCCAGCCCAGAACCCUACCCCUGUCUACCUCUGGGAUGCCAGACAGUGAGGAACUGGAGUCAUCAACAGAGAAAGUGGACAACUAAUUGUGACUGGGAGACAGGUCUCCUGGGUUCUCUCUCAGCUCUGGGGGUCUGGUGGGUCGGAGCAGGGACAGGCCAGACAGUCAGGACUCCUAGGCUCUUUUUUUCCUUUGUACCGCUGAGAUCUGGUUAUUAUAAAAGGGUGCUGGGAAGCAGGGCUUCUGGGUUCAGGGUUUCUUUACUGUGCCCCGACCUCAGCACAAUGUCAAUGCCAUCAUCCAUGGGAUCUCCCUGGCAGCACCUGCCCCUGAAGGGCAGAAAGUGACAGGGAACCAUAGCUAUUGGUCCAGAUGCCUGCACAUGGAUGGUGGGAGGGGGGGGCGGGGAUUUCUAGGCACCUCCUGAUAGCCACUUGCACUAUGCAAUCUGUACUCAGUAAUAAAGAUCUCA